Messenger RNA from Coccinella septempunctata (seven-spotted ladybird), 1389 nucleotides. Its product is annotated as chitinase-3-like protein 1. Lineage: Eukaryota; Metazoa; Arthropoda; Insecta; Coleoptera; Coccinellidae. The record is from RefSeq and is a predicted model, not a curated record. Gene Ontology annotation, biological process: chitin catabolic process; carbohydrate metabolic process. Gene Ontology annotation, cellular component: extracellular region. The coding region runs from base 195 to 1370 and encodes 391 amino acids. The transcript has 6 exons. Gene Ontology annotation, molecular function: chitinase activity; chitin binding.
AAGAUAAACAUAAUUUACAGUCCAUUAGAGAUAUUUCUAUUAAGAUUAAGAUUAGGAGACUAUCACCGAUACAAACAAUAAAUUCGUGAAAUAUUUAUGUAUCUUGCGGUCAAUAAGUUCUGAACCCCAUUUGUGAUCAAAUUGAUUUGUGUGAUUGAUUAAUUGUAUGUUGCAAUUAUAAGCACAGGAGAAUAAUGUCCAUCCUCACUUUGAAGACAGUAAUCUUUUUAUGUGCAUCCAUUUCUUUCAUGGAUUUCAUUCUACAGUCAUAUGCAGUAGUGAUAAGCGCACCAACAGAACAAUCCAAGAGAAUAGUUUGUUACUAUACUUUUCCUACCAAAACCUAUAACCUGAAACCACAAGAUAUUGAUUCCAAAAUGUGCACCCAUAUCAUUGUUGGUUUUGUGACAUUGGAUAAUGGUUCCAUCGAUAUCGACCAAAAUCAAAAGAAAACAAUUGAGGAAGUUAUUCGUCUGAAAAAGAAAAACACGAACUUGAAAGUAAUGUUAUCCAUAGGAGGAGGUGGAGGUCAGUAUGGAUUUCCUGAAAUGGUGAAUAGUUCAAUGAAUAGAAAUAGGUUCAUACAAUCCAUGAAUUAUGAAGUGGCGCAGCUCGACCUAGAUGGUAUUGACUUGGACUGGGAAUUCCCAAAUAAUUUGUUUCGACGAGAUAGGGACAAUUUUAUAGACUUGUUGAAAAACAUCAGACAAAACAUAAAUAACUCUGUCCGAAAAUAUUUGAUAUCUGUAGCAGUAGCCGCUCCGAUAACGAUAGUGGAAAUAUCAUAUGAUGUUCCUGAAAUAAGUAGACUUGUAGACUUUGUCAACCUGAUGUCUUAUGACUACAAUUUUUACUCUAUACUCACACCAUGGACUGGUAUGAAUGCUCCUUUAUAUGCUCGAUCCAAGGACUUCUUCUACUUCAAGACCCAAAAUAUCAACUAUACAUCUAACUAUUGGUUGAGAAAAGGCAUGGCAAAAGAAAAAAUCAAUAUUGGAUUGCCCGUAUAUGCCCACACUUAUAAGUUGGCAUCUCCCAACAAAACUUAUUUGGGUGCUCCAUCUGUUGGUGAUGGUGUGUUAGGAGGUGGUGGGUCAGCCAAAUAUGGAACCAUUUGUGAAUUUAUGCAGAUUCAAAGUCUAUCUCCCGUAUUCGAUGAGGAGACCAAGAGUCCAUAUGUCACGAAUGGAUCCGAAUGGGUUUCAUUUGAGAAUGAAGAAAGUAUGAAAUAUAAGGCACAGUUCGUACGAGAUAAUGGAUUCGGAGGAGUCAUGGUUUUCUCUUUAAAUUCAGAUGACUACGAUGGAACAUGCGAAACCAAUAAUAAAUUUCCUAAUACGAAAAUGAUUCAUAGAAUUUUUGUUGAAUAAAAUUUAAUUCCCCUCUUGA